Carassius carassius (crucian carp) is the source of this 1500-nucleotide messenger RNA. RefSeq names its product E3 ubiquitin-protein ligase RNF12-B-like. The transcript has 3 exons. Lineage: Eukaryota; Metazoa; Chordata; Actinopteri; Cypriniformes; Cyprinidae. The coding region runs from base 907 to 1500 and encodes 197 amino acids. The record is from RefSeq and is a predicted model, not a curated record.
UUAGCUCUGUCAAAACCUCUCUUUAAAUGUUUUCUUGGUGCCACACACACACACACACACACACACAAACACACAUACACUGGACUCUGUCAUCAGAAGUGCUGUCUGCAAUUUGUGAUAUCUGGAAAUGGAUGACAUUUAGAGGAACCAAAAUAACAGACUGAAGAAGAACCAGAACCAUGGACCAGAAUAUCAUAGAAAAGUUGGACGUCCACUUGGACUUUUAAGCAACCACCCAAAACAAUAUAGUAUUGCAUUUUGCACAGAAUACUGAAUCCAGUUCUAGAUACAGCAAUUUUUUUAAUUGGGAUUAUGGACCUUCAUAUUUCCCCUACUGCGUCAAGGAAGGAGCGAAUGGCUUGACACUGGAAUCUUAUGGCUUUGCGUUAGCAGGGCAAGGAGGUAGGACGCUUUGCUCAAACCUUCUGGACCAUCACGGUGGGGCUGGAAUAUAAUGAUGGGGCACUUAAGAAUUUCUUUAAUGUGUGCCUGGAUAAUCCCUUGUCCUAUUGGGAGAUGGAAGGACUUGGGAUCAUGUACUUAUUGAGCUACAUCAGGUAACUUUGUCGGCCAAGUCAGUGGGCUAAACCAGGCAAACUAGAACCCUUCCGCAGGGAUUUUUGCCACCAGCCCUGUCCUUCCAAUUCCCACUGAGAAGCGGAGGGCAAGAAGGAGGAGGGCAGUUAAGUAUGCUUCGGUGGUCCCAGGUCCUGUGGUUCUUUAGGCACUGACUUCUGUAGUCCCGAAUCUAAAGAUCCUGGAGGAGUUGACUUCAGUGGUCUCUAGUCCGGCUGUCCUGGAGGACCAGUCUCCAGUGGUCCCAAAUCUGGUGGUCCAGGAGGAGUCAACUCCUGUGGUCUCAAGUCCGGUGGUCCUGGUGACCCGGGUCUGGUGGUCUUGGAGGUUAUGACUCCAGUUGUCCCAAAUCCGGUCAUCCUGGAGGAGUUGACUCCGGUGGUCCCGAGUCUGGCGGUCAUGGAGGACUUGACUCUGGUGGUCUCAGACAUCAUUACAGAGCUGCCCAAUUUAACUGCUGCUGCCACAAUCAAGAUGGCUGUCUUUGCCUCUAGCCUCUGGGCUGUUCUGCGGGCAUGGGCUGCUUCAGAGUCCCCUCCAGAGCCUGGUCCAGUCCAGGAGCAUUCAGAGUCCACUCCAGAAUCUGCUCUAGUACAGGAGUCUUCAGAGUCCACUCCAGAAUCUGCUCUAGUACAGGAGUCUUCAGAGUCUACUCCAGAGCCUGCUUCAGUACGGGAGCAUUCAGAAUCCACUUCAGAAUCCGGUCCAGUCCAGGAGUCUUCAGAGUCCACUCCAGAGCAUGCUCCAGUCAGGGAGCAUUUACAGUCCACUCCAAAGUCUACUCCAGUCUGGGAGCCCUCAGAGUCCACUUUAGAGCCCGCUAUCGGCCCAGAAGCCAUCCCAGCGCCAACCAAGCUCCUUGGCCUGCCGCCUUUAUUAGCUUUAUCCUUGCCGUCAGCUCUGCCCUGCUGGCCCUGCCCUUGA